This is a messenger RNA of Hippocampus zosterae (dwarf seahorse), 2299 nucleotides long. RefSeq names its product uridine-cytidine kinase-like 1. The record is from RefSeq and is a predicted model, not a curated record. Gene Ontology annotation, cellular component: cytoplasm. Gene Ontology annotation, molecular function: ATP binding; kinase activity. The transcript has 15 exons. The coding region runs from base 210 to 1841 and encodes 543 amino acids. Lineage: Eukaryota; Metazoa; Chordata; Actinopteri; Syngnathiformes; Syngnathidae.
ACGUACAAAAUCUUAUGCCAGAGAGUAGCGAGGACACGUGGGAACUGACAGACCUAAAGUCGGAGGCACGUAAGCCGGGUUAGCUUCUGGAAGAGUCCAAAUCAAAGCUGACUCCAUUAUGACUUUCCUAGAUUUUCUAGUUUACAAGUUUUGUUUUGAAGAGGGUUCGGUACUGUUAUUCUGAAGUAGUUGCCGUGGAGACAGACCCGAUGGGGAGUAACAAGUUAUCAACCGGGGCAAAUGGAAGCCUGCAGGAUUGUAGUGGAGCCAGAAUCUCAGGCUGUUGGUCCCUGAGGACUCACUCCAGCGGGAGCGGCGAGGACUCGUUGGACCGGCUUUUGCCGCCCGCUAGCGCCCCUCGAAGGAAGAGUGCCACAUCGCUAAGUAAAACAGAGCCACCCUUGCUCCGCACGGGCACGCGCACCAUUUACACUGCUGGGCGACCUCCCUGGUACGACGAGCAUGGAGCGCAGUCCAAGGAGGCCUUCGUCAUAGGUUUGUGCGGGGGCAGCGCCUCAGGGAAGACCACUGUGGCCAACAAGAUCAUCGAAGCUCUGGAUGUGCCCUGGGUGGUACUUCUGUCCAUGGAUUCCUUCUAUAAGGAUUUGUCUCCUGAAGAGCAAGCCUUGGCGGCGAGUAAUGACUACAACUUUGAUCAUCCGGGGGCCUUUGACUUUGAGUUGCUGGUCUCCACUUUGUGCAAACUUAAGCAGGGCAAGAGUGUGAAGAUCCCCGUGUAUGACUUCACCACACACAGACGACAGAAAGACUGGAAGAAUGUAUAUGGUGCCAGUGUGAUCAUAUUUGAAGGAAUUAUGGCCUUUGCAGACAAACCUCUUCUCCAGCUCUUGGAUAUGAAAAUCUUUGUGGACACGGACUCAGACAUCCGGCUGGUCCGCCGUCUCCACAGGGACAUCACAGAGCGCAGGCGGGACAUGGAAGGCGUCAUCAAGCAGUACAACAAGUUUGUCAAACCGGCCUUUGAGCAGUACAUCGAGCCCACCAUGAGGUUGGCUGACAUUGUGGUGCCCAGAGGUGGUGGCAAUAUGGUGGCCAUCGAUCUGAUCGUCCAGCAUGUGCACAGCCAGCUGGAGGAGCGUGAGCUCAGCGUCAGAGCACUUUUGGCAUCCGCCCAGCAGACGCAUACGCUGCCACAGACGCUCAGUGUUUUGGAGUGCACGCCACAGGUCCGAGGCCUCCAUACCAUCAUCAGAAAUAAAGAAACCAGCCGAGAUGAGUUCAUCUUUUACUCAAAGAGAUUAAUGCGUCUUCUUAUAGAACAUGCGCUCACCUUUUUGCCGUCACAGCCUUGCAAGGUCCACACUCCGCAGGGAUACGAGUACCAAGGCCACAGAUACGGUGGCAAAGGGAUCACCGGCGUGUCCAUCCUGCGAGCGGGAGAGACCAUGGAGCCCGCCCUAAGGGCCGUGUGCAAGGACGUGCGCAUCGGCAAGAUUCUCAUCCAGACCAACCUGGACUCGGGCGAACCAGAGCUCCAUUACCUGCGCCUGCCCAAAGACAUCAGCGAAGACCACGUCAUCUUAAUGGACAGCACCGUUUCCACCGGGGCUGCUGCCAUGAUGGCCGUUCGAGUACUUCUGGACCACGAAGUGCAGGAGGAGAAGAUUCUGCUGGUUUCGCUGCUGAUGGCUGAGCUCGGCGUGCACUCGGUGGCCUACGCCUUCCCCAAGGUGAAAAUCAUUACCACAGCUGUGGACAAGAACGUGGACAACUCGUUGCACGUCAUUCCCGGCAUCGGGGACUUUGGGGACCGCUACUUCGGCACGGAUGUAUUUGACAAAUGCAGUGAUGAGGAGGACCGGGAACAGCGGCCAGACUGAUGAGCCAAACCCAACCACUUGUAAAGUUGACUUCAUGGUGUGUUUUCAAUCUGGUUAAAUAGUUUGAACUCUUUGUACAAUGUUGGUUUUAUGGUUUUUUUGUUUUUGUUUUAAACAACAAGUGAGUUUUGGUCCACUUGUCAACACCAUCAGGAAUCUUUUGACUCAGACUGUAGCAGUCCCAAGACUGUAUGCAAUAACACUGUUAAUAUUUAACAUGAUUUUGUUCAGGAGUUCAUUGUAGCAGCUUUUCAUUCUGAUUUUGGGUGUCACUCAAUUAAAAUGUGCAUAAAAUGAUCAUUUUAGUCGAAACAUUGUCAAGGGUAACACAGACAAACAAAAAAACUCAUGUGAAAUAGCACCAAAAUGUAGAAUAUAAAAAUAGAUACUUUUUACACUGUAAGAGCAAAUAUAUUUUCCACAACUAUAUUUAAGUUCUCUUAAGAAACGGUUAAUUC